This is a messenger RNA of Arabis nemorensis, 885 nucleotides long. Lineage: Eukaryota; Viridiplantae; Streptophyta; Magnoliopsida; Brassicales; Brassicaceae. The record is from the annotation of a GenBank genome assembly.
AUGGAGUAUAUUUCAAUCUUUGGUUUAGUUUCAGUAUUGUUCUUGAUCAUUAGGGUUGAUGCUAGGGUUAAAGGAAUAGUUAAAACCCAAGAUUCGAGUUUCGAUGAGAACUAUGUGGUUACGUGGGGACAAAACAAUGUCUUGAAACUUAACCAAGGGAAAGAAGUUCAGCUAUCCAUGGAUAAAUCUUCAGGUUCUGGUUUUGAGUCUAAAAACCAUUACGGAUCCGGAUUCUUCCAAAUAAGAAUGAAAUUGCCUCCAAAAGAUACUGAUACUAGUGGUGUUGUCAUAGCUUUCUACUUGACUUCGAAGGGAAAUACACAAGAUGAAGUUGACUUUGAAUUCUUAGGAAACGAACAAGGGAAACCAAUAUCACUUCAGACAAAUUUGUUUACCAACGGUCAAGGAAACAGAGAACAAAGGAUAGUUACUUGGUUCGAUCCAACUCAAGAUUUUCACACUUAUGAAAUUCUCUGGAACCCGUAUCAUAUUGUGUUUUAUGUAGACAAAAUACCAAUAAGGGAGUUCAAGAACCUCUCAAGCAAAGGCAUAAACUACCCGUCAAAGCCAAUGCAACUGGUGGUUAGCUUGUGGAACGGUGAGUCCUGGGCGACAGAAGGUGGUAAACGCAAGAUUAAUUGGAGUUAUGCUCCGUUCAAAGCCAACUUCCAAGGCUUCAACAACUCUGGUUGCUUCGUGAACAAUGGGGAGUUGAAAUCUUGCGAUUCUUCUGCGAAUUGGUGGAACACCGGAAGUUAUAGUAAAUUAAGUGACUCCGAUCAGAAGGCCUUAAAAAAUGUGAAAGACAAGAACAUGAACUAUGAUUACUGUUCUGAUCGGAGACUAUCUAAGGUUGUUCCUAGUGAAUGUAAAUGGAACAAGUGA